AUGAACAAGUGAAUCGUAAAAGUGAGACAGUGUCCGUCGAGAGAAACAGGGGCAGGGUAAAGCACUGUGAGACAGUGUCUGUCAGGGAAACAGGGGCAGGGUAAGACAGAGGGAAACUGUGAAUGAUCAAAAGAGAAAAUGUAACAAAGAAUUCAAAGUCUCAGAGAAAAGCUCUGAUUUAACACUGAGAAGCAUCGGAGAUGGAGAAAAAAGGAGAACACUAGAGAUAAUUUCAGAUAUCACAGUUGGACAGGCGGAGAGUUUGUCUGAAACAGCUAGAAGUCGGCAGUGAGAGGAAAACCAGCGAGGUGGGUAAGGGUUAAUUAACGAUAAGCGAGCAGUCAUUAAAUCUAAACAGGAACUGGGUAAGGCAGAAGGACAGAACGACGGAGAGGGAGUGAGUGAGGAAGGGAGAGAGCACAGGAGGGACAGAAGAGAGAGAAAGAGGGAGAAAGCAAAACAGAGAGCAGAACCCAGGUGAAAAGGGGCCCAUGAAGAAACAAAGCCAGAGUGAGAAACAGGGAUAAAGCCCGGCGUGUCUGCUUGUGCGGCAGAAGGAUUCCAUUGCUCGGGAACAUUGUGGAAAGGAUAACCCUGGCACCAGCAAUGAUUCCGGUAAUCUGGACCAUCCUGAUCCUUACUGACUUAAGCAGCGGCAAGCAACCAGCAGCGCAGGACAUCAGCAAAGGAGUGGACUGGCUGACCCGUUACGGUUACCUGCCACGCCCUGACCCUCUGACGUCCCAGCUCCAGACCCUGGAGAGCUUGACCGAUGCCAUCAGAUCCAUGCAAAGAUUUGCUGGGAUUCAGGAGACUGGAAUUCUCGAUCAGAAAACACUGGACAUGAUGAAGAGACCAAGGUGUUCGCUCCCCGACAUCAUCGGGACCUCAGAGAUCAUGAGGAGGAGGAGGAGGAGGAGGAGGAGGCGGUAUGCGCUGGCUGGAAACGCCUGGAAGAAGACGGCCCUCACCUGGAGGAUCAAGAAAUAUCCAGAGCAAAGCAACCUGGAGCAGAACACAAUCACUCUGUUGCUACACCAUGCCUUCCAGGUCUGGAGUAAGGUCUCACCCUUGGAGUUCCAUCAGCGCCCGAAUGAGGACGUGGACAUUCUCAUUGAGUUUGGGAAAUCUCAGCAUGGCGAUGGAUACCCAUUUGAUGGAGCUGGGGGCACCUUGGCACAUGCUUUCUUUCCAGGGGACCAUCCAAUAUCUGGAGAUGCCCAUUUUGAUGAAGAUGAGACAUGGACCUACAACAGUGAUGUCGGUACAGACCUGUUUGCCGUCGCCAUCCACGAGUUUGGACAUGCCAUCGGCCUGGCGCAUUCCUCGGCAGGACAGUCGAUAAUGCAGCCGUAUUACCAAGGUCCGGCCGGAGAAGUCAGACAAUAUCAACUCCCUCAGGAUGACGUCUAUGGAAUUGAACAACUGUAUGGGAGGAGGCAGCAUCCAAAUGAAGAAAAACCAGAAGACCCAGCUCUCCAUCCAAGUAUCCCUGAGGUUCCAAUACCACAUCCUAGUAGCAAGCCUGGGCAUGAAUCCCCUGACCGCUGUACUGUAACAUUUGAUGCAGUUGCCAAUAUCCGAGGUGAAUCCUUCUUUUUCAAAGAUCAUUACUUCUGGCGCAUGCAACGAGCUGGCAAUCUUGUCUCCCUGAGUGCAGCACAGAUUAAGAAUUUCUGGCGAGGGUUACCUCUGGAUCUGAAGAAGGUCGACAGCGUUUACGAGAGGAUAACUGACCACAAGAUUGUCUUCUUCAUAGGGGCCCAGUACUGGGUCUUCACCAACACGGACGUGGAACCGGGCUAUCCACGGUCCAUUAGGGACUUUGAACUGCCAGUAGACAGCGUGGACGCAGCCUUUGUCUGGGCACACAACGGCAAGACCUACUUCUUCAGAGGGGAUGACUUCUGGCGAUUUGAUGAGCAGCGGAAAAAGAUGGACGUGGGUUACCCCAAGAAAGUGAGUCUCUGGAAGGGUGUGCCGCCUCAUCUGGACGAUAUCAUGGGCUUCGAUAACGGUACCACAUAUUUCUUCAAAGGGUUGACCUACUGGAGGAUGCGAGCUGGUGAAAUUGAGGUUGAAUUUAAGGGUUCGACGCCCCAUGACUGGAUGCACUGUGACGUCCCAGCAGAACCCCCUGGGCCUGAAGGCCCCAAGGCUGGGGAAUGCAGCUGCAUGCAGGCUGGGAAUACAGGCAGGGUCCUGAGUCCUGGUGGAGCCCACCUGGUGAUUGUGCUCUUGGCCCACCUCUGCAGGCGACACUUCCUAUUAGAUUGAACUCUGAGAUCUUGCUGUCCGAUUCUCUGCAAACGCCACCUGCCUGCCCUUGGAUUUGGCAAAGCUUUGGUACAGGACUUGGCUAGAACACAGGACAUUCCAAAGUCUAAACAGAGAAGUCCGGAGAGAAUUAUUGGCACAUCUCUUUGGAGGAAGUUUCAUGAAAAUUGACUAGAAUGACUCUGGGCUCUCUGUCUCUUUUUCUCUGUCCUCUUCCUCAUUAUCUUUUUUUUUGGUGUGGGCAAGGCCAGCUAUUGUCCAGUGCUGACUGGACUUUUGUCUGUGUGCCUGAGUAUGUAUGUGGUUGAUCCAGGGUGUGGGAAGAGGUGGGACUAGCGGGGUAUUGGAUUGAUGGGCGAACGCCAGCUGGAAGGACAAGACGGUGGGCAAACAGGAUGUCACCUCCGUGGUUGGAUUCAAUGUCAGUGUCUGCUGCCUCAUUAGGGAAAGUGAAGGCCUCGCGACUCAACAGUGCACUCUCUGCACCUACGAACAUGGAUGAGGGAUCUGACCGCACGCAAUCCCUGGCCAAUGAAACCGAACUGGUUCUCCUUGGCAACUUCAAUACAAAGGACGUUAACUGUUGGAAAGGUAGGGUCAGCAAGGAAGGAAUGGGAAAAGGAUGCCACGUAAAACAAAAGCUUUUCACUGUUACUGAGGUGACAUUAAUAAACCAAGACCAACCUUC
This is a messenger RNA of Pristis pectinata (smalltooth sawfish), 2965 nucleotides long. Its product is annotated as matrix metalloproteinase-17-like. Gene Ontology annotation, molecular function: zinc ion binding; metalloendopeptidase activity. The transcript is spliced from 10 exons. Gene Ontology annotation, cellular component: extracellular matrix. Gene Ontology annotation, biological process: proteolysis; collagen catabolic process; extracellular matrix organization. The coding region runs from base 607 to 2277 and encodes 556 amino acids. The record is from RefSeq and is a predicted model, not a curated record. NCBI's taxonomy places the organism in Eukaryota, Metazoa, Chordata, Chondrichthyes, Rhinopristiformes, Pristidae.